This is a messenger RNA of Colletotrichum godetiae, 797 nucleotides long. RefSeq lists its product as uncharacterized. The coding region runs from base 89 to 712 and encodes 207 amino acids. The record is from RefSeq and is a predicted model, not a curated record. The transcript has a single exon. NCBI's taxonomy places the organism in Eukaryota, Fungi, Ascomycota, Sordariomycetes, Glomerellales, Glomerellaceae.
GCCGCGUUGCUUAACUUGCUUGGCUGCUUGGAUGGACGCGGCUCCUUAGCUUCCCAUGUGACCGCGGCGGCCACUUACUGAAACGGCGAUGUUCGAAACUAAGUACUUUCUCGAUGUCUUCCACCCUCCAUCGUCGGCUCUCAUUAGGGCGCGUCGUAGCACACACGUUGGGCCGUCGAGAUGGGAAAGGCGCAGAGGCGUAGCCGCCUGUAGGCACGACGCCGCACCGCGUCGCGAAAUACGGGUUCAGCCGCCCCCAACGUGGUCUCAGGCCAUGGUCCAUGUCAGCAACCAAGCGCUAGUUCUCCGCGAAAUUAGCGUCCAAUGCAGUCAAAAUGCACACCCGUUCCACCCAUCUGCGAGAUCCGUCUCCACGGGUCCGGGGCGAAGACAAAGACCCAAUAGCUUAAUCAGGUCUCCUCAAAAGACACGAGACGGACGUACCAGUCUGAUAUUUGGAAGCCGCCAGGCCUUCGAGCUGAAGCGCCUUGCGCGCUCGAGGUUCCCGGGAAACCGGCAAGGGUUUCUUCACGUUGGUGCCAUCCGAGCCAAUGAUGGCCAAGAUGUCACCCAACUUGGCGAUAUUACCAAUUUUGCGAAAACCAGGGGACCAAUGAACUCCAGGAAGAGAGGCUGGAACGCGUUUGCGGACAUCGCCUUGCGGACAAUCGUGCCCUUUUGGGUGAUACCAGCAACGUGGCACCGGGGAUGAUCACGAUGUCGAUGAAAGUCGUGCCAUGGUCGCGCUAAAUCACGGUGAUUUCAGCUUCAUGUUGAUGAGAUUCUUGUUGGGAACU